This is a messenger RNA of Lasiosphaeria miniovina, 315 nucleotides long. RefSeq lists its product as uncharacterized. NCBI's taxonomy places the organism in Eukaryota, Fungi, Ascomycota, Sordariomycetes, Sordariales, Lasiosphaeriaceae. Bases 1 to 315 code for a protein of 104 amino acids. The record is from RefSeq and is a predicted model, not a curated record. The transcript is spliced from 3 exons.
AUGUGCCCGGGGUGCUUCUGUCAUACAGAACUACCCCCAAGAGAGCCAGCACUGAACGCUGACCACAAGCUUCUCAACCACAAAUACGGCUCCCUCGAUAACCUAAUAGACGAUUUACAUAACUGGGCGGCUUCUGCGCUCUUCGCCAUUAAGAAGCUUCGUACAGCGAACGUUAGGGGCAUUACGUACUCAGGCUUCAUCUGGCGCGUAGGCUUUAACGCCCAUAACGCGCAAGGCGCGAGGAGGCAUUAUAAAGGCGUCUACACGCGGUGGAAUAACCCGUCGUACUAUGAGGGCUUUGGCUAUAGCAUUUGA